Molecule: messenger RNA, 1856 nt
Organism: Musa acuminata AAA Group (dessert banana)
Lineage: Eukaryota; Viridiplantae; Streptophyta; Magnoliopsida; Zingiberales; Musaceae
Product: probable inorganic phosphate transporter 1-10
Exons: 2
Coding region: 125-1735 (536 amino acids)
Biological process (GO): transmembrane transport
Cellular component (GO): membrane
Molecular function (GO): transmembrane transporter activity
Source: RefSeq, a predicted model, not a curated record
AUGGUGAGUAGUCUUUCGAGGAAGCCUACUUCUUCCCCGUCUUCCUUCGAUCAUGUCAACUGGGAUAAAUGGUGUGUUAUAAAAGCACUCUUUCUGAAGGUCAUACUGCGGGAGGGGGGGAAAGAUGGGCCUCAAGAUUCUUACAGCGCUCGACCAUGCAAGAACACAAUACUACCACUUCAAAGCCAUCAUCAUCGCCGGCAUGGGCCUCUUCACCGACUCCUACGACCUCUUCUGCAUCACGCCUGUCAUGAAGCUGAUAGGGCGGAUUUACUACGAUCCUCAGGGAGGGACGCCUGGCGUGACGCCACCCGCGGUGGUCUCCGCCAUCGUGGCUAUCGCGCUGGUCGGCACAGUCAUCGGCCAGCUCAUCUUCGGCAUGCUUGGGGAUCGCGUGGGCCGUCGGCGCGUCUACGGGUUCUCCCUCCUCCUCAUGAUCGCCAGCUCGUUCGGUUGCGGUUUCUCCAUCUGCCGCACCCGCAAUUGCGUGCUGACUAGCUUGUGCUUCUUCCGGUUUAUGCUUGGGAUCGGCAUCGGCGGCGACUACCCACUCUCGGCGACCAUCAUGUCUGAAUUCGCUAACAAAAGAACGAGGGGUUCGUUCAUCGCCGCGGUGUUCUCGAUGCAAGGGUUCGGGAUACUGGCCAGCUCAGGGGUCACCAUGGCGAUCGCUGCAGCGUUCAAAAGGGCAACCAAGGCAUCGAGCAUCGGCCCGCUGCACACGCCAGAGGCAGCGGACUUGGCGUGGCGCAUCAUACUGAUGAUCGGUGCCAUUCCGGCGGCUUUGACGUUCUACUGGAGAAUAAACAUGCCGGAGACCGCCAGAUAUACAGCACUGGUGGAGCGGGAUGUGAUCAAAGCGACAAAUGACAUGGGGAAGGUGUUGGUGGACUUCGAUAUGGAUACUUCAGAAGUUUCAGGCGGACCCCGUCGACCAGCCACAACGUACGGUCUCUUCUCAAAGCAAUUCAUGGGACGGCAUGGCCGGAACCUGUUUGCGUGCGCCAUGGCAUGGUUCUUGGUUGACAUCCCCUACUACAGCAGCACUCUUUUCCAGUCGCAAAUCUACCAGCCGUGGUUCCCUCCGUCUAACCAUGUAAAUGCUUACGAGGAGGUCUACAACGUCGCAAAAUUCCAAGCAAUCAUCGCCGUGGCCUCUACCAUCCCUGGCUACUUCGCCACCGUCUACUUCAUCGAACGCACCGGCAGGCGAAAGAUUCAAAUGAUGGGUUUCUUCUUCAUGGCAAUCUUCCUGUUCGCGCUAGCAGGUCCCUACGACAAGUAUUGGCACGACCACACCCACGGGUGGUUCAUCGUUCUUUAUGGCUUGACCUUCUUCUUCUCCAACUUCGGCCCCAACACCACGACCUUUAUCGUGCCCGCCGAGCUGUUUCCUGCUCGCUUCCGGUCCACAUGCCAUGGGAUAUCCGGCGCGUCGGGAAAAGUUGGUGCCAUAAUCGGAGCUGUUGGAUUCCUCUGGGCCUCUCGACCGAGGAAGCCGGGGAUCGGAAUGACGUAUGCAUUGACUAUCCUGGGUGGUGUAUGUCUCAUUGGAAUGCUUCACACCUAUCUCUUUACGCCUGAAACUAAGAUGAGGUCCUUGGAGGAGAAUGAGUCCGGAGAAAGUCAACAUGGUCCCGAGGACCUUGAGAAUAUCAACCACAGUGUAUUCACAUCCAGCGCUCCGAGUGUUCAUCCUCUCGGUGGACGUUCUCCUCUGCAAUCACCUUUGUAGGUCUUACAUCACCAUCUGAUAGUACGUUCAACAUAAGUAUUGGGAGGCAGAUGGAAGGAGGCUGUUGUAUGAUUUGGUUUGGUCUAUAAUUGCUGGCUGUGUGCAUUGUUCUCACUCCUCA